Molecule: messenger RNA, 4103 nt
Organism: Exophiala xenobiotica
Lineage: Eukaryota; Fungi; Ascomycota; Eurotiomycetes; Chaetothyriales; Herpotrichiellaceae
Exons: 2
Coding region: 576-3482 (968 amino acids)
Biological process (GO): transmembrane transport
Cellular component (GO): membrane
Molecular function (GO): ATP hydrolysis activity; ABC-type transporter activity; ATP binding
Source: RefSeq, a predicted model, not a curated record
GCGCGAUCUCAGACCCUCAACGAAGGCGAAGCGAACCCUAACCGUCGUCAAAUCUUGAAGCCUCUCACUAGCCCUCCAGGGCUACUCAAGCAUUGGCCUCCAGAGCCCAAGUCUCCAAGUCGCCUUUGCCCCCGACUCGCCACCAGAAGGCCUCCCUCCUCAAACGUCGUCAUUCCGUCACGUACAUUCUACACCUUCAUUCAUCUCUUCGUUCAUUUGACCACAGUCGCUAUUUCUUUACUCGGGCUCGUCGUUUCUCCUUUUUCGUCCUCUUGUAAUUAUCUAAUCUUGUCGCUCGCUCAUAUUCGACCCAAAUCAGUCGCAGCAACUCAACUGCUGUCGAACGGUCAUCGGAUCUUCAGAGUUUUCUUGAGCAUACCGAGGCAGCACAGGCGAGCGGCUUGUCCCGCGUUCAACUCACGCGCAACAUCCAAGAGCACGCCACUCUUGCUCAACGUCGACUUUCUCAUUAACUUAAACAAAGCAUCGAGUCUUGGAAUAUUUCGUACCUGGGUGGCUUUUUACUGUUUUUCACUGGGGCAAACAAACUCGGUGGUGGAAAGGCUUGGAAGAAUAUGCAUGGAAAACCAGAUGUGGAUGCUAUACAGACGUCUCUCCGGGUGCUUAAUGGAGCUAAGACUGCAUACCCCGCGAUCGUCCUCGUCGUUUUCUUCUUCGCCUUCAUCUUUCAUGGGAUCAAAACAGCGCCUGAUGAUGGAGACAAGGUCAAAAUCCAUCCCAUGCGUGGGCCGGGAGGAAGGCCUCUUCCCCUCCGCCGGAAAUCCGCCAAUCAAGUCAAGGAAGCCGCGGCAGUCAAGGACUUGCCACCAGCAAGCAAGACUUUCUUCAAGAUCGUUCAGGUCGGCGUCAUUUUGACUUUUCUGCUCAAUGCCGGGGUUCUUUUGCUUGAGACCUUGUUGAACCGCGCAGACGAAUGGUGGCCUGGCAAAAAUGCAGUGAUAUACGUUAUAGCUUCCACAUUCCUCUGGCUCGUGGUCUUCAUCUCGAUCCUUGAUGUCAAGCCCUCGCCGACUUUUGCCCAUUUCCUCACUUGGAUUUGUGCCAUCCCUCUGGAGAUUACCAUCACCGUUGCCAGCCUUCGAAUCUACAGUGUCCCUCAUUUUGAGCCUCGAGUUGGGGAUCAAUUGGGGGGUCAAUACAGAGAGUCGAUCACGGGAUGGGAAGUUGUCGAAGUUAUUGCUUACCUCGUCCGGAUCAUCCUGCUGGUCGGCCUUUGCAUCGUUUUUCUAAGCAUCAAGAUCCCGUUCAGAAAACCCAAAGAUUCGUGCUCGGCAUCACAAAAUGAAAGGACUCCUUUACUGCGCGGAGAUGCAGAAGCGGGAAAUCGCCCCAACGGACAUGCACCUGGUCAUGGCCCAAAUUCGGAUUCCAAGGAGCAAGUCGAUGCUUGGGCAAAACCAACAGAAGUUCCCAACAUUACCUGGUAUGCCUAUCUCAGAGGCUUUGUACUGCUGAUACCAUACCUUUGGCCGAAAAAGUCGCUCAAAUUGCAACUUCUGGCAGGAAGCUGCUUCCUCAUCAUGAUUGCACAGCGAGUUAUCAACGUCUUCGUACCUCUGAUGGUGGGGAAAAUCACCGAUGCUCUAUCUGGCGACGAUGGUCGGGGAGUUCGUGCACCUUGGCUCUACAUAGGCUUGUACAUCUUGUUCAGGUGGCUCCAAGGAUCUCAAGGUAUUCUAUCGGCUACUAGGUCUAUACUGUGGAUCCCGGUCGAGCAAUACUCCUAUCGCGCCAUUUCAACAGCGGCAUUCGAGCAUGUACACGGACUGAGCGCAGAGUUCCAUACUGGCAAAAGAACUGGUGAACUGAUUUCAGCAUUGAACAAGGGUAGUGCCAUCAACUCAUUCCUCGAGAUGGUGACUUUUCAGGUCGGUCCUAUGGUAUUCGACCUUGUCGUCGCUGUCGUCUACCUCACAAUCAAGUUCGACGCAUAUCUGGGAAUGGUGGUUGCAAUGACGACGUUCCUUUACAUUUAUGUCACCAUACGCCUUGCAUCGUGGAGAGUUGCGCUACGUCGUAAUUACGUCAACGCCGAACGAGAGAUGGAAGCAGUAAAGAACGACUCUUUGCAUUCUUGGGACACGGUCAAGUACUUCAACGCCGAGGAUUACGAGUUCAACCGGUAUAGAAGUGCGAUCAAGGUCAUGCAGAGUUACGAGUACUGGGUCGACGUUACCUUGGCCUAUAUGAACACUGUGCAGGGCGCACUCUUCAUGAUCGCGUUACUGAUCGCCAGUUUCAUAGAAGCCUUUGAAGUCGCUCAAGGCGACCAGACCGUUGGCAAGUUUGUGCUUCUCAUCACGUACAUGGCACAAUUACAGGGUCCUUUGAAUUUCUUCGGCACAUUUUACAGGUCGAUACAAUCGAACCUGAUCAAUGCAGAAAGGAUGUUGGAAUUGUUCAAGGAACAACCUCAUGUCGUGGACAGAGAAGGCGCAGAGACACUUGCAGAGUGUUCAGGUGACAUUAUCUUCGACAAUGUUUGCUUCAGCUACGACAAGCGACGGAAUGCUCUUGAUCGACUAACGUUCCGCUGUCCUCCAGGUACUACAACCGCUCUUGUCGGUGAGUCCGGUGGGGGCAAGAGCACAGUCAUGAGGUUGAUCUUUCGUUACUACAAUCCUGAGUCGGGCAAAAUCAAGAUCGAUGGUAAAGAUGUCCAGGAUAUCACCAUCGAUUCUCUUCGCAGGUUUAUUGGUGUGGUCCCACAGGACUGCAAUAUGUUCAAUGAGUCGAUCAUGUACAACCUUCGAUACGCAAACCAAGAAGCUACCGAUGAUGACAUAUUUGAUGCCUGUAAAGCCGCUUCAAUCCAUGAGAGGAUAAUGGAGUUCCCUGAUGGUUACGACACAAAAGUCGGAGAACGAGGAGUUCGCCUUUCGGGUGGAGAGCGUCAAAGAGUGGCUAUCGCGAGGACGAUAUUGAAGAAUCCGCGUAUCACGAUGCUUGAUGAGGCCACAGCUGCUCUGGAUACCGAGACUGAAGAAAAGAUCCAAGAGUCGUUCAACACUUUAGCCGAGGGACGGACCAUGCUGAUUAUUGCUCAUCGGUUGAGCACAAUUGUCAAUGCAGACCAGAUCUUGGUGCUAUCACACGGUACCGUGGUUGAAAGGGGCACGCAUGAGGAGCUUAUUGCCCUUGCAGGCAAAUAUGCGAGUAUGUGGCGCAAACAGUCCCGGGCUCAGAAAGCCGCCGCAGAGGCCGCCGAGCUGAGAAUCCGGGCGAAGAAAGCCUUGGAAGAUGCAGAGGCCGAUAGUGCCAGUGUGAGUGAAGAAGAACUUGAACAGGCAAGGAAGAGGGACAAAUCGGCUGGUAGGGGUCACAAAAGGGUCAACUUCAGCCAAAGCAGUAACUUACGGUCGGCUUGGCCUAUUGGGGAUCGGGAUCAGGAUCAAAGAUCAGAAGAUUCUCGUGAAGACCACGGAAACGGGCACCCUGGAAAGCCACCUGGACAUCCUUGAAUGGAUAUUGUCAGAAUGAUUGAGACGAAUGACGAGAGUGGAUGAGAGCUGGCUUAUAUGUGGUGGUGUCAUUCACCUUUUCGGGCUUUCUGUUGGACCUUUCUUGCACAUAAUUCUGGGGACUCUUUGGUGAAGGUUGACAGGAGCAAAAGCAAUCACGAAAUGAGGACUUGAGACGAGGAUGGAGAGCGGAAAUUACGAGCUUUGCGACGACCGUGACGAUCACGACGAAGGAGGUAAUUUGCAGUGGAUGUUUUUCUUUUUCUCUCGGAUCUAAAAUUAAUGAAGAGCACCAGCCUCGCGGCGAAAAGAACGGAAGAAAUUGAUUGGAAAUUGGACCCAGCAGAAAAAGAAUCCGAGGAGAGCAAGAGCUUAUGCAACGAACACAAUGGAGGCGAAGCGAGGAUAUUAUGCUUUGGUUUCUAAGGCCACGAAGAUUGUCCACUGGCUGUGGUCUUUCAUUUGAGACAACAAGAACUACUUAGCAAGCGACAAAGUGUUUAGUUUUGAGAUAGAAAAGUGCUGUUAUGAGUGGUUGAUGAGACUGAUUCUCGCUUGUGCCGCUUAGCAAUCAGUUAAAACCUGGACACUGACAUUUGACAUCUCGUGUACUCCAUAUAG